Molecule: messenger RNA, 1560 nt
Organism: Spirodela intermedia
Lineage: Eukaryota; Viridiplantae; Streptophyta; Magnoliopsida; Alismatales; Araceae
Source: the annotation of a GenBank genome assembly
AUGGCCGGAUGCUUGUCCUAUAAGCUUAUUGCUGCCGUCUCCAUCUCCAACAAGAUACUCUACCCACCACAUCUCCUAUCCUACUAAAGAAUCUCUGAAGCUUAAUAUUUCGGAUCUGCCUUCAGUUUCUGAGGUUCCAGGACUACUAUAAAGGAACUGAGGAACAAGGGAGAGAGACAUUCCCAUCCGCAUUCCUCAGAGCCUUCCUGUCCGUUACCUAAAAGACACGGCUCGCCAAUGUUGCACCAUCGUCUUCCCUGCCGUCCUCGUCCUCCUCCUCCUCCUGGGCUCCGCCGAUGCCCAGUUGGAGGUAGGUUCUACAGGAAAAGUUGUCCGAACGCUGAGGCGAUUGUCCGGGCAGAGAUCAACCGGGUGAUGAGGGUGUCUCCAACUCUCGGCGGUUCCCUCCUGAGGUUCUUCUUCCAUGAUUGUUUUGUCCGGGUAUGUUACUUGCUACAACGCUCACCUCAGAGAGAUAAUAAACCUCCGUAGUUCAUUAAAUCCAACCAAUGUGGGACUAUUUCGAUGACCCUUCUACAUGCAGGGGUGUGAUGCAUCGAUCCUGCUGAAUGCCACCGACAGCAGCAACCCGGCGGAGAAAGACGCAAUCCCAAACUCCUUCCUUCGAGGUUACAAGGUCAUCGACACGAUCAAGGCCAACCUCGAGAAGGCCUGCCCCUCGACCGUCUCCUGCGCUGAUGUCCUGGCUCUUGUCGUUAGGGAUGUCGUCUCUUUGGUUGGGCUGCUGAUACUAGUCCCACGUAGAGUAUCAUGCGUAAAUCAUUCUCCCGUCGCUUGCUGAUUCUGACCGUCUGCAGGCCAAGGGACCCUACUGAGAAGUGCCCACCGGUCGCCGCGAUGGGCGGGUCUCCAUCAUGAGCGAAGCCCUGAACAUGCUCCCGGGCUUCACGGCGAACAUCUCCAGCCUCAAGUCCCAGUUCGCCGCCCAGGGCCUCAGCGUCAAGGACCUCGUCGUUCUCUCAGGUCUGAUAUAUAUAUAUAUAUAUAUAUAUAUGAAAAAAAUUACAGAGAAAGAGCUGGUGAAUGGGCGAGAGAGAGGUAGAGAAAGAGAGGGAUCUAACCGGAGGUGAACCUUCUGCAUCAGGAGCUCACACUCUCGGGAACGCCCACUGCUUCACAGUCACCAACCGGAUCUACAACUUCUCAGGCAGGGGGGACAAUACCGAUACCGACCCGGCCCUUGACAAAACGUACGUGCCGAAGCUGAGGGGCAAGUGCUCCCCGCUCCCGGCAGAUGCCAUUAAGCCGAUAGAAAUGGACCCCGGCAGCUUUCUCUCCUUCGACAACAGUUACUUUACCCUGGUCUCAAAGAGACGGGGGCUCUUCGAGUCCGAUGCCGCCCUCCUUGACGAUCCAGAGACCAGGGCCUACGUGCUCCGCCAGGCCAAUGCACCACCGACUGAGUUCUUCGAAGACUUCGGCGUGUCGAUGGUAAAUAUGGGCAAUAUUGGCGUCCUCACUGGGAGCCAGGGGAAAUCCGGAAGCAGUGUGCCCUCAGGAACUAGGGUUUUCACAAGUUUACCAAAUGGAAAGAAAUAA